Messenger RNA from Lethenteron reissneri (Far Eastern brook lamprey), 3171 nucleotides. It is a transcript of the gene MEMO1, whose product is annotated as mediator of cell motility 1. The record is from RefSeq and is a predicted model, not a curated record. NCBI's taxonomy places the organism in Eukaryota, Metazoa, Chordata, Hyperoartia, Petromyzontiformes, Petromyzontidae.
CGCCAUUUAGAGACCUCCUCCAGCCACCCCCCAGAGUGGCCGCUUCUUUGUUUUCGUCUCUUUACCAGCAGCCAGCAAGCAAGCAAGCAACCGAAAGCCAUAAAACCCAGAAAAGAAACACGACAACAACAAAAAACACGUGCAAUUUGUUUGAUUUCUCUCCACGACUCGACCCGAACCACUCGAAAUUCAAUUUCCAUUUAAUUUCGGGGCAAUCUCUCCCGUGUUUAGACUUUUUUAUAUGCCCCCUCCACCCCACGCAGCCUCUUAAAUAUCGCCUGCUUCUCGCCGUUGUCUCUCUCGCGUGUGUCGUGUCUUCGUGUCGCCUCUCGCCCUCCUCUUCUCCUCUUCUCCUCCUCUCCUCGUACUCACCUCAACGACGCCGAUGGGCGAUAGGAUGUCGAGCCGGGACCUGGAGCGGGAGGCAAGCCACGCCGGUAGCUGGUACUCGGCCUCGGGCUCACAGCUGUCAAGCCAACUGGAGGGAUGGCUCGCCCAGGCACAGGCCACCCGCCGGCCUGCAAGAGCCAUCAUUGCACCGCACGCCGGCUACUCGUAUUGCGGAUCAUGUGCGGCUCACGCCUAUAAACAGGUGGACCCUGCUCAGACGAAACGAGUGUUCAUUCUGGGACCAUCCCACCACGUACACCUGUCGGGAUGUGCACUCUCCUCUGUCUCCAUCUACAAAACGCCCAUCUACAACCUCCGCAUUGACCAGAAGAUUUACUCGGAGCUGUCCCAGACAGGCAUGUUUGAGAAGAUGAGCGUGGAGGUGGAUGAGGAUGAACACAGCAUUGAAAUGCAGCUGCCUUACAUUGCCAAGGUCAUGGAGAGCCGACGAGAUGAUUUCACCAUUGUGCCAGUCCUGGUGGGUUCUCUGAACGAGUCUCGCGAGUGUGAGUACGGGAGACUUUUCAGCAAGUACCUCGAUGACCCAAGCAACCUGUUUGUCUUCUCCUCUGACUUCUGUCACUGGGGCCAGCGUUUUCGUUACACUUACUACGACGAGUCUCAAGGAGAGAUCCACAAAUCGAUCGAGUACAUUGACAAGAUGGGUAUGGACAUUAUUGAGCAGCUUGACCCCGUAGCUUUCAGCAGUUACCUGAAGAAGUACCGAAACACGAUAUGUGGACGACAUCCCAUCGGGGUCAUGCUGAACGCUGUUGCGGAGCUCCGGAACAAAGGCGCGAGUUUGUCCUUCAAUUUCCUGAACUACGCACAGUCGAGCCACUGCCGCAAGUUCCAGGACAGCUCCGUGAGCUAUGCAGCCGGCGCGCUGCAGGCGUCGUGAAGGCGCUCCUGCGUGACCCGGGCCACCGCGCAGUGGCAUCGCCGGCCGAGGCCCCUCGCUUACCUUUUCUCCAUCCGGCUCGGCUUAAUGGCGGUGCUGCUCUGACCUGUCCGACCAUCGACCGAAUACGUUGCACUUGGCUUUUUCUCGCGCGUGCGUGCGCGUGCGGCGUGUGUGCGUGUAUCAGUUGGAGAUUGGCGUGGGUCUUGAAAGGUUUGACAUUGAUAGCAGAAGUUGUUUGCAGUGCCCAGACUCGUGGCUGCAGUAUUGAAGAAGGCUGUACGCCGCUACUGAUUGCAAUCCAAAGGCAGACUAUAGACUGGUUGCUGUGAUGUGUUGUUGCCUCGAUGUUCUCUCUGCUUUUGUGAGGUUUAUUUUUUCCUUUUAAUUGCUUUGGUGUGUGGAUGUUUUUAAUGUCUGAAAUAUUUACUCAAGCUUAAAUAAUACCAUGCUCUUGCAGAAGGGAAAUAAAAUAUUUUACGGUGUACAAAGCUUGUUAUUUCUCUACAAUUUCACCUGCUCGUAACUGCUAACCAAAUAUAUUCAGACAGCAGUUUACAUUGUGGCUUUGUAUCGUAGAUAUAAACAUUAACAAGUGUUUGGGUAAUUUUAUGAUACAGAAGUAUUAAGCCGUGGUGGUGUUGUAAAAUUGUUGCUUGUAAGGCUUUAUGCACAAAGAGAUUGGGAAAAUAAAAUGUGAUGGGAAUGCAUCGAUUGCAAACUGUCUCUAUGUUACAAAUUUAACUUUAAAAGUAACUUUCCUGCACUGGCAAAACUUAUCAUACGAUGCACAUGUACAUUGCAGGUUAACAGCUGGAUUUGAGAAGCAUGCAGAUGCAUUUUUGUCACAUGAUUGGAGUUGUGCCCUGUACAAUCCCCUUGCAGAUGCUGCUGUGUAAAUUCUAGGAACUGGAUGAAAUGUGGUUUGCAGCAGUGCGGUACUGGUGUUGUAAAAUGUUGGCACAUUUGUACUUAAGUUGUGGCGUGACGGUCGUGACCCCUCACCAAUAAAGUGUAAUGGUGCGAAAAUGUCUGUCCGUGGGUUGACGGCAUAUGUGGGAACGUGGGUGAUAUCAACGUUAUCGUUGCUCGCUGUGUUCGCGGAUGCGUGCAUUGCCCAUCUCGCACACCCCCUGUGUUCCUUCACAGGUUUGGACAGACUGCCUGGAUUCGUAUCCAUUGCACAAUCUCAAGAGUAGGAUGAGAGAAGGUUUUUUUUUUAUCCAAGUUUAUGUUCACUUUCUUUUGUGUGUUCAGGACUUCCCUGCGAGAGACUGAGUUGUGUUCUCUGGGAGUCUUUGGAUAAUCUGUGCAGGUCAUACUGCUCAGUGGAGUCCAUUUUCAUCCGUGAGACUUCGUCUCAUUUUAUAGAACAAUGCUGCAUGCAGCACGUGUACUGAAGUCGACUUUUGUCCGAUCUGCCAUCCGCUCUUUAACAUCAAUUGAAGGUUUCGUCAAAAAUUAUUUGUGUGUGUGUAAGGACUGUUUACUGUUAUUCUAAGAACUGCUUACUGUUACAAAAAAACCCCAGACAAAGCAAAAACAAGCCGUUUUAAUUUUCACAACUCAAUUAUUUAGACUUUUAAAUUGCUUGUGUUUUCAUGCUUUAUUUUGUUACACGUUUGUACCUUUUUGGAGUGCGCUUUCCAUGUAUACUCGCCGCUUACAAAGUGACUCGUUGCAGACCAUUAUCGGAAAAACAGCCCCUUUUCCCCCCACCCACUUCAAUGGCCUCUGCUGUUCAUGGCUCUGAAAAUGCCUAUGGUCUUGUAGUUGUAGUGGUGAAGGAGUGUCUCUACUCCUGUAGAAGUAACGAAUUAGAUAGGCGUUACGCUUCAAGUUGCACUGAUAUGCCUUGCAAUAAAGUGCUCUUUGUUUCA